Messenger RNA from Rasamsonia emersonii CBS 393.64, 306 nucleotides. RefSeq lists its product as uncharacterized. The transcript has a single exon. The record is from RefSeq and is a predicted model, not a curated record. The annotation marks the transcript as partial. NCBI's taxonomy places the organism in Eukaryota, Fungi, Ascomycota, Eurotiomycetes, Eurotiales, Trichocomaceae.
GUGAACGAGCGACGCACAGAAAAGGAAAUAAAAUGCAGGGGAAGAUCCAAGAUGGAUCCUCCUAGCCUACCAUCCGAAGGAGGGAUGGCGAAGCUCUGCUGGCACCGCAAUCAAGGAACUGAAGAUGGAGUACUCCGGAGUACUCCAGAAUCAUGUCUGCAGACCUCAGCCUCAGGCGCCCUCCGCCUCACAGUCCCAACUGUGCCUCUGCUGGGUGAGGCAGCGAGGCUACUGAGCCUAGUAAACAUUAGCGCGACCAAGCAUGCGGGAUUCGAGCCUCAAUUGCCAAACCCGGAGAAGCGGAUG